This is a messenger RNA of Drosophila montana, 771 nucleotides long. RefSeq lists its product as uncharacterized. The transcript has 3 exons. Gene Ontology annotation, molecular function: nucleic acid binding; zinc ion binding. NCBI's taxonomy places the organism in Eukaryota, Metazoa, Arthropoda, Insecta, Diptera, Drosophilidae. The coding region runs from base 1 to 771 and encodes 256 amino acids. The record is from RefSeq and is a predicted model, not a curated record.
AUGGCCGACAAAUCCCCUGAACCAGACGACAUCUCUAACAGCGUCAUCAAAGCUGUCAUCGCUACACGCCCCAGAAGAUUCGUGGACCUAUACACCCAAUGCAUCGUGGAAUGCACAGUACCACGUAGAUGGAAGCUCCAGCGACUUGUGCUCAUACCGAAGCCCAGCAAGGAAAUGGAUGGGAGGGAUCAUCGCCCUCUGUGCAUGCUGGACACGAUAGGGAAAAUCCUCGAGCGGAUAAUCUGCAAUAGCCUAGAAAGCAAGCUUGCUGAAGUGCACGGUCUUUGUGAUCGCCAAUCAUUUAGAAACCUGGUGGGCGAAACGCUAAGCGAAAAUCCUGAGGUCCGGACGCUGUCCCACCGAGUCUCUAUUGAGUGCAAGGACCUGGACGAGAUAACGACCAGAGAGGACAUCUGCGAGGCGCUGAGGGGUCAAAUUCAAAUAUUUAACAUAGCCCCAGAGAAUAUUAACCUCCGAAAGGAGUAUGGCCAAACACAAACGGCGACUAUAAGACAGCGGAAAGUGCUAAAAAUGCCCUUUCAAUGCCUCGAGCUUAAACACCUUACAAGACACUGCAAGAGUGAACUGGAUAGAUCGAAUCUUUGCCGACGAUGCGGAGGAGAGGACCAUCUGGCUAAGGACUGCAAACAAGAGACACAGUGCAUGCUCUGCAAGGAUAGGAACAAUGACCCCAAACACAUUGUCGGUAGCGGCAGAUGCCCGCUGCGAGCCAUACACGCCUAUCGCUGGAAGUGGCUGGGUGGCACGUAA